Molecule: messenger RNA, 4187 nt
Organism: Anneissia japonica
Lineage: Eukaryota; Metazoa; Echinodermata; Crinoidea; Comatulida; Comatulidae
Product: phosphorylase b kinase regulatory subunit beta-like
Exons: 22
Coding region: 125-3298 (1057 amino acids)
Biological process (GO): glycogen metabolic process
Cellular component (GO): phosphorylase kinase complex
Molecular function (GO): calmodulin binding
Source: RefSeq, a predicted model, not a curated record
UACGUACGUAGAUAGUUUCGGAUAUAUGCAAGAGAGGCCCCAGUUUCGAGUGCUCACUUUUUUAGGCUAAGCCUGGACCCUGGUGGUUAGGGGCUUACUCCCUAUGCUUUCUUAACUCGUAACGAUGAGUAAGGUGGCUAAGGAUGCGUAUUCAGAGCUGGUGAAGCGACUUGAUGAUUAUUAUCACAUUGUUAAAAACCAGAUACUACAUCACCAAUGUCCCACCAUUGGAAUGUUUCCGUCUGACACUGGUGGAAAUGAGAUAAAAGUGCGAGACAGUGUGUAUUGUGCAGCUGCUAUCUGGUCUUUAGCGCUUGCUUACAGAAAAAUUGACAACGAUCAAGGGCGAACUUAUGAACUUGAACAAAGUGCUGUGAAGUGUAUGCGUGGUAUUCUCUAUUGUUACCUCAGACAAGCUGAUAAGGUUGAGAAGUUCAAGAAAGAUCAAAAUGAGAACCAUGCCCUCCAUUCCAAGUUUGUUCCUGGAACCGGCGACGCUCUUAGUGGAAGGCACCGACAUCUGCAAAUUGAUGCUGUGUCAUUGUUCUUGUUGUAUAUUGUCCAAAUGAUCUCAUCAGGCCUACAUAUCAUUUAUAGCAUGGAAGAAGUAGUAUUUAUACAGAACAUUGUGUACUAUGUGGAGAGGGCAUACAGAACCCCAGACUAUGGCAUGUGGGAGAGAGGAAGUAAAUACAAUACUGGAAAAUGUGAACUUCAUGCAAGUUCAGUCGGGAUGGCAAAAGCUGCCUUAGAAGCUAUCAAUGGUUUCAAUCUAUUUGGCAAGGAGGGUACAACAUGGUCAGUAGUUUAUGUUGAUGUGGAUGCGCACUUUCGCAAUCAAACCAUCAUGGAGAGUCUCCUUCCUAGAGAAAGCAGUUCAAAGAAUACAGAUGCAUCUUUGUUACCCAUGUUAAGUUUCCCGUCAUUUGCAAUUGAUAAUCAACAGCUGUGCAAAAGAACAAAAGAGAAAGUGCUUCGUAAGUUAGAAGGAAAAUAUGGCAUGAAACGGUUCCUACGGGAUGGGUUUAGCUGUGUUCUUGAGGACAAGAAUCGGCGGUACUAUAGACAAGCUGAGAUUAAGCUAUUUGAUGGAAUUGAAAGUGAAUGGCCAAUGUUUUAUGCUUACAUGGUGAUUGAUGGUGUUGCUAAGGGAGACGAAGACCAAGUUGAAGAAUAUUACGAGAAGAUGAUGUCGAGUUGCAUAGAAACUAAAGAUGGAGGACUUAUUAUGCCAAAGUGCUUCAUCGUACCAGGACAUUGCGUAGAUGAGGAAAAAGCAGAACCAGGGAGUCAGAGACGCUAUCCUAGCAACAAUGACAAAAUCUUCCUUUGGGGUCAGUCAAUUCUAAUCAUCGCCCAACUUCUAAAAGAAAAACUUGUAGAUAUGGGAGAUGUAGAUCCAAUUGGUCGUUACCUUGGCAACUCAGCUGGACGUAAACACAAGCACAACACCAGAUACUCUGCUUUUGAGGGUACACCACCAGACUUGACCGUUCAGAUGGUACUCAUUGCAGAGAGUGCGCGGCUUCAGGCCACCCUAGCCACCUACGGCAUUGUUACGCAGACACCUACCCAGGUUGAACCAAUAGAGAUUUGGCCUCCAAGUGAACUUGUUAAGGCUUACAGCUUACUUGGUUUCAAUGAGAAGCUGGGCCUGACUGGAAGACCACCCCGUCCUGUAGGCAGCCUGGGAACAUCCAAAAUAUAUCGUGUCCUAGGUCGCACUGUGUUGUGCUACCCCUUGACGUUCGAUCGCACAGACUUCUACAUGUCGGAGGAUAUCUCACUACUUGUGGAUGACAUAAAGAGCCAAGUUGCAUUUGUACGUAACAGUUGGAAGAUGUCCGGUCGCCCAACCUUUUGUAUUCUAAUUCGUGAAGAUCAUUUUAGAGGAUCCCAGAAACCAGAGAUGCUGGACAUGUUGGUGAUGUUCAAACGUGGUGGGUAUGAUGGCGUACACGUCCGUGUUGAUCGUCUGCAGACUUUGCUUGCAUCCUCAUUUAUUGAACAUCUCGACUUUCAAAUUCCUUUAAGUAUUGAGAGUAGCCUUGAUUUCAGGCCACUUGAAGAGUUGAAUGUUAGUCAUUUCCCAUUGAAGGCUCUGGAAAAAAGAGUGGAAAAACCACAAGAACAAGAUUCGGAGCAAGAAGAUCAGGAUUAUGAUUUUCAUCUUCUUGAUCAUAAAUCAACGUGGGAAAUCACAGAAGAGCUUCAGAAAAAGAAGAGUAUCCGUUGGGAGAGCACUUAUCUUGCGCUGUUGAUGAAAAGAGAAGGUCCGAACCACAUGACUCAGUCUGGAACAGUAGGCAGCCGACUGGAUAGUAUUUAUCGGAAAGCGGGGAUGCAGAAAGACUGGUUCAUAGUGCGGUUCUGCGCCAGUCAUUUGCGCAAAGUACGGGACUCCUUGGCUCCAGCUAUUACCUCUAUGUUGGUCAGAGGAAAGCAGGUAACAAUAGGUGUGUUUGGCCAUGAAGAGGCCAUUAUCACUAAACCACUUCCGCCUGCAGAAAUCGCAUCGAUCCUGUACAAUAAAUGUCAGAUGUACGACAUCCGUGAACCGGUGCUUCAGCAAGAAGUCAUCUACCUACUCGGCAAGUUCAUUUCCAAUGAGCCGCACCUAUUUGACGGAAUGUUGAAGGUUCGUGUUGGCUGGAUUGUCCAUGCUAUGAGGACAGAGUAUGCCUUUGAGAAUGGAACAGCAAAGAGUUUUUACACGCUAUCUCCAAGUCAAAUCAAGGAUGAGCUAUACCGUGUCCUCAGUACAAACAUGAUGAAUCUUGGUGAUCGUAAUUGGAUGGAACGACGAAAGUUGAAUGGUGCCCUCAAUCGCACACCACCAAACUUCUACGAUAAAGUUCUUGACAUUUUGGCACGCACCCCAGCUGGCAUAACCAUAGCUGGAAGCCACCUUCCUCAGCAACCGACCUUAUCGGAAAUGACACGAACAGAUCUGGACUUUGCCCUCCGCAUUGAGGAGAUGCUCUGCAGAAUCAGGCAACCAGAGUACAGACAGAUUAUGGUUGAGCUUCUAACUGUGAUUGCAACCAUUUUAAAGAGAAAUCCAGAGGUAGAAUUCAGCGAGAAGGUUGACAUGGAUGGUAUUAUCAAUGAUGCUCUAUGCGAGUUCCAGAAAGACCGACAAGUAUCUGAAAGCGAGGGAUGUGAGCGGAUGGCAUUCUACAACACUCCAUCUCUUGCAGUCCAAGGCACAACCAGCUACCUAGCAAAAGUGGUGGUGAAGAUGCUGCUUAACAGCAGUAUGGAUAGCAAACAGGCUGACCCCUGUACUGUGAGCUGAGGGACAGUGACUUGUAUCUUGUGGUUUGGGCCUAGGGUCUUCAGAAAACAGCAGAGCUUGUUGUGGUAAUUCCUGUGGAUGCAGCUGAGAUUCAUAUUUGCAGCUAAUUGCAUGUUAUGGCAGCCUAGGCUUAGGUCCAGCUCGUUGGGGUCAUGAUUGCCGCCUAAGUUCUUGUAGUUCAUUCACUAAUUAUGCAGCAUUCCAAGCUUCAGUAUUAACAAAAUAUGACUAAUUGAUAUGCGAGACUAAUUCUAUAUUAUAUUGAUAUUUACUUGCAGUGCUUCCAGUAGAAUUUAGGUCAUAGUAUCAAAGUUACAUGACAAUCAGCUCUCAGUUUCAUAUCAGUGAAGCUUUAAGCCUAAUGGGAUAUGGACAUUAUAACUGCUGAUGUUAUGAACAACAGUCUAUUGGCAGUGUAUACUGCCAAUAUUGAUUGAUUGAAGAUUGGCAGGAUCACUUUUUCAAAGUGCUGUACCAACUAACAACCUUCAAAUUUUCUCUCUGAUAAGAGACCAAAUCCCAAGACCACCACACAUUUUCAGGUCCCAUAAAGGUGUUUUUGAAUUGGAGGCGAUCUGUAAUUUAUUGGAUGAUGUUAUCCAGAUGUGGUAUGACCUUUUGAUUGAGCUACGUUUAGUCAGAGCCUUGGUUGUAAACGUCAUGAUAAUGACAGCAGCGACAUUGGAAUUGGUGACAACUAUGAUUAUUUUAGUGCAAUAAGAUUCUUGAAUCAUUUACCAUUCUGACAAAUUGUAUCUAAUACUUUGAUAUAGUAGAAUAUUAUUUUACUUUUAUUUCAAUGAAGAACAAAUUAAUAUACCGAAAGGUCCACUGAUUAAUCUCAGAUAAGAAAUAUAAUGCAUACUCCAAGUAUUGAAAUACAUGCCAU